ACGGUGUGUUGUGAGCAGCAUCAGCAUCAGGAUGGACAGCUAGCUGCUGGUUUCUGCUGAAAUAACAGCAUCUCUGUGAAUCUCGAUGACAGACCCACUAAGAUCCUAAUUGCAGAACACCUGGAAAAACAACUGACAAGGAGCAAGGAUGGACAACAUCUCUAUGAUGGACAGCAGCAGGAGCCCUGUGUUCCUCACUGCCUCCUCCUCCAACCACCUCCAGGCCUGUUUCAUGUCCAACAUUAUGAAGAAUGGAGUUGGAGAUGGCGGGACUUGUCUGUCUGCCCCUCCAGCAAAGCCCACAGUUGCAAUCUUAGGCUCAGGUGACUUCUCCAAAAGCCUGACUCUACGUCUGCUGCACUGCGGCUUCCAUGUGGUGGUGGGUAGCCGUCAACCCAAACUAGCAGCUCAGUCAUUUCCCCAUGUGGUGGAUGUGACACACCACGAAGACGCUGUGGGGAAGGCAAACAUUGUGUUCCUGGCGAUCCGCCGUGAACACUACUCUGUCGUCUGGGACCUCAAGCAUUUACUAGAAGGAAAGAUAGUGGUCGAUGUGAGUAACAACAGGAGGAUGAACCAGUACCCUGAGUCUAACGCGGAGUAUCUGGCUUCAUUGUUGCCAGACUCCACGGUGGUCAAAGGCUUCAAUGUCAUCUCAGCCUGGGCUAUGCAGCAGAGCUGCCUCAAAGAUGCUAGCACACAGGUUUUUAUCUGCAGCGACUCUGUGACGGCAAGACAGCAGAUUAUGGAACUAGCCCGCCAGCUCCACUUCCAACCAGUUGACAUGGGCACCCUGUCUUCUUCACGGAACAUCGAGGCCAUACCAGUACAGUUAUUUCCUAGUUGGAAGGGCCCUGUCCUCACUGCUGUAGCACUAUCUAUCUUCUUUUUUGCCUAUUCCUUUGUACGAGACAUCAUCCACCCCUAUGUGAAAUACAAACAGAGUGACUUCUAUAAGAUCCCCAUAGAGAUGGUGAACCGAACACUUCCCACAGUUGCCAUCACUCUCUUGGCUCUGGUGUACCUGGCGGGCCAGCUGGCAGCUGCCCACCAACUCUACUAUGGGACCAAGUACAGGCAUUUCCCACACUGGCUGGAAGGCUGGCUGCAAAGUCGGAAACAGCUGGGCCUCCUCAGCUUCUUUCUGGCUUCUGUUCAUGUUCUCUACAGCGUCUGUCUGCCCAUGAGGAGGUCUGAGAGGUACCUGCUGCUAAAUACUGCCUAUCAGCAGGUUCAUGCUAAUAUGGAAAACUCUUGGAAUGAGGAGGAGGUUUGGAGGGUAGAAAUGUACGUUUCCUUUGGGAUCAUGAGUCUUGGGCUCCUGUCACUUCUGGCUGUCACCUCCAUUCCCUCUGUCCACAGCACGCUCAACUGGAGGGAGUUUAGCUUCAUACAGUCCACUCUCGGCUACAUCGCCCUACUUAUCGCAACCCUUCAUGGCCUGCUGUUUGGCUGGAAGAGAGCUUUUGAGGAGGAGGCCUACCGUUUCUACCUGCCCCCCUGCUUUGUGGUGGCGCUGGCCCUGCCGGUCUGUGUCAUUCUGGGGAAGGUGUUGAUGCUGCUACCCUGCGUUGCCCGCAAACUCCACCAGAUCCGCCGAGGCAUGGACAGCAGUCAUUAUCGAUGCAAGACCCUGGAGUUGGGCUCAGCAAUUCAGAUUUCCCCUGAAAGGGUGACCAUCAUGUGAUUUUUGAUGCACAAGGGUGUCUGUUCCAGUAUUGGGAAUUGUAUGUACGCUGCCAUAGUUUGCUCUAAGGCAAAAAAAAAAGCAUAAUGUACUCAUAUGGUACCUGUGAAAAGGGCACAUUUUUUUGUCUUCUGAUCUGUGAAUUACAGAAACUUGUGUGAAUCCUUGUGCACCUGUUAGCAUAUAAAAAACAGUUUUAUGUUUUAUGUUGUUUUGUUUUAUUUGUUUAUCAUCAUUAGUUUUAUUUGAACAGGUUGUCCAUCCUGGUAAACAGUGUCUAUAAAAAGCAUUCCCCCCUUUG
This is a messenger RNA of Cheilinus undulatus (humphead wrasse), 1988 nucleotides long. RefSeq names its product STEAP family member 2, metalloreductase (gene steap2). Gene Ontology annotation, molecular function: ferric-chelate reductase (NADPH) activity; cupric reductase (NADH) activity. The transcript has 6 exons. Gene Ontology annotation, biological process: copper ion import. The coding region runs from base 149 to 1687 and encodes 512 amino acids. Lineage: Eukaryota; Metazoa; Chordata; Actinopteri; Labriformes; Labridae. The record is from RefSeq and is a predicted model, not a curated record. Gene Ontology annotation, cellular component: plasma membrane; endosome.